CUGCUGCAAGAUAUCCAGUUACUCCAGGAAAAAUUGUCCAUUUUUCUGUUCGCUGCGGCCGUGUAAAACAUUUUCCGUGCAAAAACCGCACGCCAUAUCCCUCCAGUGAAUGGAUUUAACAGUCUACAAUGAUGUACCCAGCGAUACGCCUGGCACAUAUUGCCGCUUUUGCUUUCGUGAAACCAGCCUGGUACCGAUCUUUCAUCCAACGACGAGUGAACCGUUGAAUCUGGAGUUGAUAACGGUAAUUGUGGACUGUAUUGGCGUGUUGCUGAAACCCGAGAUGGAUUUCCCCUCCGCGGCGUGCCAGAACUGUCUGCAGCUGAUGCAGGAGUUUCAUAACUUUCGAAGGCGUGCCCGAGAAUAUGAUAAAGUCAUACGUUCCAAGAUACUGCCCCGUAUCGAGCCGGAAGUGAUCAUCGUGAAACAGGAAGCGUCCGACCUCGAUAACGUCGUGUACGAUCACGAGCAGGCGGUGGAUAAGGAAAGCAGUAGUAGCAGCACGCUGACUGCCGACGAAUCUCGUGACGCCUCGAUCGAUGUGCUAGAUCAGUUGCAGCAGCUACACCAACAGGCGCAGCUACAUCAGCAGCAGCUGUUUCUGCACCAGCAACAGCAACUGCAACAGCUGCACCAGCAGGCACAGGACCAGGAACAGAGCGAAGAGCAGGAACCAAAGUUUAGCAUGAGUGCCAUUUUUAAUGCGCAAGCAAAUGCCUUGGCGGCCGUGGCUGCUGCCGCUGCCGUUAAUCCGAUACGCACCCAAACACGCAGCCAAUCAAAGCGCCAAUCGGCAUCCGGUUCCGUGCCACCGGCACUGGAAGAUAACCGAUGCAUGGUGUGCGGUGAAAAGUUUCAAUCUCGCGAUGUCUGGGUGGCACAUCUAGCGGUGCACACGGUCGAGCGCCCGUUUCAGUGCCACAUUUGUUUGGCACAGUUUAAAACCAAAUACGUACAACAAAACCAUAUCCGGACGGUGCACGAAAACGUGCGCAGCUACCGAUGUCCGAUCUGUACCGAGCCUAGUCGAAUGUUCAAGAGCAAGCGUACGCUCGAGGAUCACAUGCGUUACCAUACGGGGGAACGGCCGUUUGUGUGCUGCAUUUGUAAGAUAACCUUCUCGUCCGGUAGCGUACACCGCAACCACAUGUACCGAGUACACCGGGAGAUGCGCAAGAAGGAUCGCCGGUGUAACUACUGUGGCAAGGUGUUCGACCGCAUUCUCGACCUAAAACGCCAUCAGACCAGCUACUGCGAGAAGAUAGUCGGACGGGAAAUAGCCGGCCGGUUAUAGGUCGGGGGGAUGGUCGUGCCAACCUGAAGGGUUUGUGAACCUUUCGAGAGAUGAUUAUGGUAGGAAUAAGCGAAAUCAAGCGGAGAAAGUAUAUAUGUGCUUACAUUGUGCAACCUAUUAUGUUGAGUGUAAAUGUAUUAAUCUAUAUUUGUACCUUUUUUUUAGCUAAAAAAACGAUAAAAGAACAACACAAUUGGCCACAUUAUGCGUACGAACACGCUAGCUGUUGUAAAUAGCCAAAAUAUGAAAACGAUGUGAAACAUAUCUAAAGAACGUACAAUUCUUGAUGUAACUCGCACUGCGGUGGAGAGGACCAAUACGAAUGAGCAUGUGAUAUAUCACCACCAU
Messenger RNA from Anopheles moucheti, 1642 nucleotides. RefSeq names its product zinc finger protein 235-like. Bases 110 to 1294 code for a protein of 394 amino acids. Gene Ontology annotation, cellular component: nucleus. The transcript is spliced from 2 exons. Gene Ontology annotation, molecular function: zinc ion binding. Lineage: Eukaryota; Metazoa; Arthropoda; Insecta; Diptera; Culicidae. The record is from RefSeq and is a predicted model, not a curated record.